AUGCACUUCCACACCUAUGCACGUCCACAUCUACGCACGUCCACCUACGCACGUCCACACCUACGCACGUCCACACCUACGCACGUCCACACCUACGCACGUCCACCUGCGCACGUCCACACCUACGCACGUCCACACCUACGCACGUCCACACCUACGCACGUCCACCUGCGCACGUCCACACCUACGCACGUCCACACCUACGCACGUCCACACCUACGCACGUCCACCUACGCACGUCCACCUACGCACGUCCACACCUACGCACGUCCACACCUACGCACGUCCACCUACGCACGUCCACCUACGCACGUCCACCUACGCACGUCCACACCUACGCACGUCCACCUGCGCACCGUCCAUACCUACGCACGUCCACACCUACGCACGUCCACACCUACGCACGUCCACACCUACGCACGUCCACACCUACGCACGUCCACCUACGCACGUCCACCUACAGUACAGAUAGGAGGUGGUAGAGCGUGUAGCAGAGGAGGUUGUAUAGCAGGUUGUGUGUACCUGAGAGCAGCUGCAGGUUGUGUGUACCUGAGAGCAGCUGCAGGUUGUGUGUACCUGAGAGCAGCUGCAGGUUGUGUGUACCUGAGAGCAGCUGCAGGUUGUGUGUACCUGAGAGCAGCUGCAGGUUGUGUAGCAGGUUGUGUGUACCUGAGAGCAGCUGCAGGUUGUGUGUACCUGAGAGCAGCUGCAGGUUGGGCAGAGGUUCAGUGA
Molecule: messenger RNA, 732 nt
Organism: Knipowitschia caucasica
Lineage: Eukaryota; Metazoa; Chordata; Actinopteri; Gobiiformes; Gobiidae
Source: the annotation of a GenBank genome assembly